Molecule: messenger RNA, 1068 nt
Organism: Closterium sp. NIES-65
Lineage: Eukaryota; Viridiplantae; Streptophyta; Zygnematophyceae; Desmidiales; Closteriaceae
Source: the annotation of a GenBank genome assembly
AUGUCGCUCAUAUCUGCUCCUCUCCCCCUCUUCCCCCUUUGCGCCCCUCCCCGUUUCUCCUCUUACCAUCUUCUUGUGUCACUCACACACGUCACACACGACAUGCUCACACAUGUUCCCAUCUCCCCUCUCCUCCCUUUCCCUCUCCGCUCCUCUCCUCCCUUCCCUCUCUUUCCCCCUCCUUCCCUUCUGUGUCUUCGCCUCGCCGCCCCUCCCACUCAUCCCCUCUCCUUCCUUUCCCUCUCGUCUUUUCUCCUUCCUUCCAUCUGCCCAUUCUCUUUCCUCCUGCCUUACUCACUCCCGUCUGUUACCCACAUCAAUCCUGUUAAUCAUUCCAGUCACUUGCUUUCCUCACUGUCCCACUCCUCCCUUACCUCUCUCACACCCCCUCCCUCUCACACCUCUUCCGUCUACCACUACUGCAACUGCCGUGCAUCCCCGGGGGCGGGAGGGGGGCAGGAGGGGGAUGGGAUGGGGGAUGGGAGGGGGGCGGGAGGGUGGAUGGGAGGGGGAUGGGAGGGGGAUGGGAGGGGGAUGGGAGGGGGAUGGGAGAUUGAUGGGAGGGUGAUGGGAGGGGGAUGGGAGGGGGGAUGGGAGGGGGGAUGGGAGGGGGAUGGGAGGGGGAUGGGAGGGGGGAUGAGAGGGGGGGCGGGAGGGUGGAUGGGAGGGGGAUGGGAGGGGGGCGGGAGGGGGGAUGGGAGGGGGGCGGGAGGGGGAUGGGAGGGGGAUGGGAGGGGGAUGGGAGGGGGGAUGGGAGGGGGAUGGGAGGGGGGUGGGAGGCAGAUGGGAGGGGGAUGGGAGGGGGAUGGGAGGGGGGAUGGGAGGGGAUGGGUGGGGGGUGGGAGGGCGAUGGGAGGAGGGCGGGAGGGUGGAUGGGAGGGGGAUGGGAGGGGGAUGGGAGGGGGAUGGGAGGGGGGAUGGGAGGGGGAUGGGAGGGGGGUGGGAGGGGGGUGGGAAGGGGGUGGGAGGGGGAUGGGAGGGGGGUGGGAGGGGGAUGGGAGGGGGAUGGGAGGGGGAUGGGAGGGGGAUGGGAGGUUGAUGGGAGGGGGAUGGGAGGGGGGAUGGUAG